UCCGGUUUCGGUUCGUUGAUACGAUGUCAACAUUAGAAGUUGAUCUUUCGUCUUUUGAUGAAGUCGCUUCGUGGUUUGGACAGAAAUCAUCAAAGAAAAGACAGUCAGAGGAAAGUGAUCACUGCAAUAAGAGCAAGUGUAAAAAGUCAAAACAGAUAACAGAAAUUGAACAAGUAUCAAGGUCAAAUAGCUGUUCAGUGGCUUUCCAGUCACCCCAGGCCUCCACAACAAUAGUACAGAGUACAUCACAACAGACAGACACAUCAUCAUUGUCAGCCUUUAUACAGCAGAAAGUCAACAAGAAGCUCACCAAAGCCAGCCACAAGAAAAGGGAGAAAGGUUACUUUGUCAAAGGGGUCAAUGAUGACAGAAAAGAAAGACCAGUACAUUGUAACAGACCAAGUCCUGCUGAUUCCUCAGGUGAAGACGAAACAAGGGAUGCCAUAAUUUCAAAACAAGUCAAGGAUUCCCAGACAUCAUCAAAAACUACACCAAAAAAGAAGAGGAAAAGAAAACGAAGGAGAAAAUUAACAGAGACUUGAUAUAAAGGCUCAUUUUCUCUGUAAGAUCUGAAACAAACAAGAAAGGAAUAUUUUUAUGUUUUAUGUGAGAUAUUGACUGGUCACAUGAAGCACAUGUAAUGUGCCAAUGUGGAUGUCUCUUUGAUUUACAUAACUCACUUGAAACUUAAAAAGCAUUCCUUAUCUUUACAUUUUACAUGUUUUAAAAACACAUGUAGCAACAAAAUACACUCAUUGUUUGAACUUGGUUCCCUACGUUGUAACAUUUUUAUUACCAUCUCUGUAGCCUCAUUGUGACAUCACUUAAGCUUUAUCUCUGUCUCCAUGUGCCUCAAUUUAUUUUUCUAUGGUUGAGUAUGCACAAAAAUGGCAUUCAUAAACUAUGACAUACUUAGUGUAGUAGUAGUACAAAAGCACAAAAAAUGUUAAUACCUUAAUAUAUUUGGUAAAUUUUAGUGAUCUUGUGAAAACAAAAAUGCCUCUGGUAGCUGUAACCAUUUUAGAAAAAUACAUGUUUUGAAAGUAUCUUGUUAAAAAUUAAACCUGUUUAAAACGUAAUGUUUUUCUCAUUUUUGAAUUAUUUCAACUACACAGACCUGGUAAUGCACAUGUGACACUAUGAAAUUAUCACCUUCUUGACUGGGAACUUAUUUUAGAAUCUGUAAUAUACCACAAUAAAGUACAAAAUUAAACAUUCACCCAUUAUGCAAAUUAUCCCAUGUUUCCCACUAUUGUU
Messenger RNA from Saccostrea cuccullata (small rock oyster), 1257 nucleotides. RefSeq lists its product as uncharacterized. NCBI's taxonomy places the organism in Eukaryota, Metazoa, Mollusca, Bivalvia, Ostreida, Ostreidae. Bases 24 to 542 code for a protein of 172 amino acids. The transcript has 3 exons. The record is from RefSeq and is a predicted model, not a curated record.